Parnassius mnemosyne (clouded apollo) is the source of this 1098-nucleotide messenger RNA. NCBI's taxonomy places the organism in Eukaryota, Metazoa, Arthropoda, Insecta, Lepidoptera, Papilionidae. The record is from the annotation of a GenBank genome assembly.
AUGGAUCCGUGGAGUGGAGAGCACCGCGCUUUUGUCGUCGAGGUGUACUUUUCGAGUGGAUUUUCGCUGUCUGAAACCCGUCGUCGAUUUAAUAAUCACUACGGUAUUCGUCGAAUUCGUGAUGGACCAUCAAUCAACCUGAUUCGGUCUUGGGUAGCAAGGUUUAGAGCAACGGGAUCAACAAUAAAUAGACCCAGACCAGGACCAACACCAACGGUAGCCACGGACGAAAAUGUCGAACGUGUUAUGGCUUCUGUGAUUGAAAAUCCUCGUUUAUCACUUCGAGCACGUUCAUCGAUUUUGGGUAUUAGUAAAUCAACUUUACAGGUAAUAAUGCGAAAAAAACUUAAAUUACAUCCUUAUAAGAUCCAAAUCGUCCAAGAUUUACUCGAAUCUGACUUUGAAUUAAGGAAAACUUACGCAGAGACGAUGUUGUUGAGAUUUAAAACUGCUACUCGGAUGGGUAACAUAUUCUUCAGUGACGAAGCCCAUUUCCAUAUCGGAGGAUAUGUAAAUAAACAAAAUUUUCGUUAUUGGGAUAUUUUCAACCCGAGAAAAUUGCAUGAAGAGCCUUUACACAAACCAAAAGUCACAGUAUGGUGUGCAAUAUCUGCGUCUGCCAUAAUAGGGCCUUAUUUCUUCGAAAAUGAACGUGGCCAAACUGUAACAGUAAAUUCCGAGAGAUAUGCUGAGAUGAUCAGUGAUUUUUUUAGACUAGAAUUACAGAAUAGUCCAUACUGUAACCGGAAUACGUGGUUCCAGCAAGAUGGGGCCACAGCUCACACUGCUAAUGUGGCCAUGAGUGCAGUGCGAGAGUUGUUUCCCGAAAAAAUCAUAUCCCGGAACGGCACCAUACCGUGGCCUCCCAGGUCACCAGACCUAAGUCCGUGUGACUUUUUCUUAUGGGGAUACUUAAAAUCUAUCGUUUACAAAACAAAUCCGACCACUGUGACACAGCUGAAAGAAAACAUUCGAGCAGAAAUCAGCAAGAUUCCCCAGUCGCUUUGUAAAAGAGUUUUCGAAAACAUGCGUUCCAGACUCGAGGAGUGUGUUAGGGUCGAUGGCCGCCAUUUAGAAAACGUUGUUUUCAAAAAAUAA